AGAUUUUGAGUUAGAUUACUUGAUCACUCCAAUUGCCAAACUACGUGGAACGUACUAACAUAUACCUAUUACAUUCGCACAUGACAGAUUGCAUUCCGCUUCUUGGUGAUCGCAGAUAUUGUAAAAUGAGUCGUCCAAACAUCAACCUUAAGAGAUUUGCUUAAGAGUGAAUUCAGCUUUACUUAAAGCGUUAUAGAAAAUAGAUAGUAUCACCGAAUCACAAGUGAUCGCGCUUCAGGCAAAUCACUAGUUGAAUAACUGUCUAUUGCGAAUAACGUCUAUGCUAAUGUCAUCUAGAACCUACCUUACGUAUCGAGUUGGCAACAGAGUGUGAUCAUCGCCAUCUUUUAUUCAUUUCAUUUUCAUUUUACAUGAAAAAAUUAAUUUAUUUUCUUGACAUUGGCAAAAUUGAUUAAAAAAGAAGAAGAAGAAGAGUUGGCAACACUGGUCACUGUCAGUGUCAAUAUUAUGUCUGUGUCAAUGUCUAAUAUUGUCAAUUGUCGAGGUCGUAGAAACAAAGCGAAAGUAUUACUGAAUUUAUCGUAUGUGCAUGUUAAUUAUAUGAUUUGAUUAUGUACGAGGUAUUAUGACGUAUUGACUUUACGUUGACUGUAUUCAUACCGUAUUUAAUUGAUAAAGCAUAGAACUGUAAUUCUGUGUUAGUCCCCGGUUGUCGGUUUGUGCAUAGAGUGCUUCGUGUGAUCCGUGUCCCCCCGACUGCAACGACAUUUAAGAGAUUGGAUGUAAAUAACUGUGGAUGAUGUUGAUUAUGAAUCUUUGGAAUUUAUCGACAUUACUAUUUAUUCUACCUAGUUUAAUCAACUGUGCAGUAAUAGUUAACGAUGCCGAUAUUGAUGAACAAGGGCUGUACAGUAAGUCCGAUCACGUCGUUAUCCUCACCCAGCGCAAUUUCGAAAGAAGGGUUUAUGGUCAAAAUCAUGCGGCCGUAGUUCAAUUCUAUAAUAGUUAUUGUGGACAUUGCAGAGCUUUUGCACCAAAAUUUAAAGCUUUAUCAUCAGAAAUUGUUCCUUGGAGAAAUAUUAUUCAACUAAAAGUUAUAGACUGUUCUGUUGAAGAAAACAAUGAGAUAUGUAGAGAAUUUGAAGUGAUGGCUUAUCCUUCCUUGAGAUACAUUCAUGAGCAUUAUGUGAAGGCUAAUGGAAAUGUUGGUGAUAGAAUAAUGAUGACAGACACAGGUGAAAAGUUAAAGUCGCAUUUAAUAACUAAGAUGCAGACAGAGCAAUCUAUGGGUCGUUUAGCUUUUGCACCUAAAUUUGAUAUUGCUUCUUAUACCUCUUAUGCUGGAGCAGUUGCUGGUGUACCGCAUGAUGUCACUUAUACAUUCCUUGUUUUUGAAAAUGAAAAUUCAACUGUUGGAUCUGAACUCGCAUUAGAUAUCAAUGAUUAUAAACAAAUCAAAGUGAAACGUGUUUAUGACAUUUCUGAGUUGGCAGCUGUGGCUGGUUUGACCCAUUUCCCAGGGUUAGUAGCAGUCCACUUAUCAACCUUACAACCCACACCCUUGACUCCUAUAAAUCCAACAAAGCAAAAUUUACUAAGGACUAUAAACACAUUUUUGAAGUCAAAACAAUACAUAUUCCCUGACAGAGAUAUACCAGAUCCAGAAGCCAACACAAAUGAACAUUCUGAUGAAAACAACCAACCCAAAUCUAAUACAGACACGGUUUACUACAGUGAUUUAGAAAAAACUCUUAAAACAAGUCUGUACACUGAAAUUACUCGACAUAAAAUUCUAUCAGGAGAAGCAUUGAAUGCUUUAUUGAGCUAUUUGGAUGUGCUCAAAACAUCCUUCCCUUACAAAACAAAUAAUUUAAGAGAUUUCAUUGAAGAUUUGUACAACACUCUUCAGACAAGAAUGGAGUGGAGUGGUGGUGAUAUAUAUGAUUUGGUGAAGAAAUUAGAAAAUACCCAUGCUCCUAUAUUUAUUACACAAUUAGAAUAUAUUGGUUGCAAGGGAAGCCAGUCCAAAUAUAGAGGUUACACCUGUGGGCUUUGGACUUUAUUUCACACUUUAACAGUAAAUGCAGCACAAAAGUCUGGAACCAAAGGUCCACAAGUACUGAGGGCGAUGCAUGGUUAUGUUAAACAUUUCUUUGGAUGCACUGAAUGCUCAGAACAUUUUCAAGCGAUGGCUGCAAGAAAUCGACUGUUUGAUGUAAAAGAAAAUGACAAAGCUGUCCUUUGGUUAUGGAUUUCCCAUAAUGAGGUUAAUUUAAGACUGGCAGGUGAUUUAACAGAAGAUCCAGAAUAUCCAAAGAUUCAAUUUCCAAGUGUAUCCAAGUGUCCUGAAUGUAGACUGGCACGCGGAGCAUGGAACCUUCCAGCUGUAUAUCAAUACCUGGAAAACAUGUAUGGUGCAGCUAAUAUUCAAGAAUUUAGAAAAUCACGCUCAGCUGCUUCAGCACCCAGUCCGUUCUCCAACCUCGACAUUGGAAUGUUAAGCCUCCUUUUGGUUCUUCGUGUUUGGGCGGACAGUCUUCUAGACUAAGGUACAUGGGUUAGGGUUGCAUUAGAGGUGGCGGAGUCUGGAGCUUGACAUUCACUUACCUAUAUGGGCUAUGGAACACUGCACUAAACAUAUUGUAUUAUAAUAGGCUUUCUUAGAACACUCGGCUUUUUUGCUAUCUAGUUAUCUUUAAAAGAUAAAAAAUAUUAGAGCAAUAAGAAGAUACCAAAAUACUCUUAAGAUGUAUAAUAACUUUAUAUUAGAUCUGAAUACCUACAUACACAAAAUUGUAAUGAAAUUAAUCAUCAUGUGAAAGUAAUAAUAUUAUUUAUUUCGCUUUCGCUGUGACGUAAAUAAAACUUUAUUUUUACAUUUUUUUCUUUGGUGAUACGCUUCAGUGAACCCCACCUUUCACUAUCAUUUCCCGCUGCUUUGCUACUAUAUCUUACAAGCAAAUCGAUUUUUGGUAAGUCAACAGUACAUCGAUUGACAAAUUUUCCCCAUCGAUUCUAAACUUAAAUGCACACUUAUUAAGGCCUGAUAGUCAUUGAAGAAAUUUGGAAAUAUUGUAUAAAAUGAUGCGCUGUUGACUAGUCCAAGUUGUAACUGUAGAAGGAUAAAACGAUUUCCUAAUCAUUAUAUGAGGACAGAACGAAACGGAUGCAUAUUGUUGUUAUUUAAAACAAAUAAAUCCUCAAAUGUGUCAAAGAAUGAAACAUCCAGUAAAUUUGCAAGUUUAUUGGAUAUACAUUAAUAAAAACACGUCAAUACACAUACAUAAUUUACUGAAAAGGAGAACAGCGAAUAUGACCAACUUACAACGAGAGUUCGGAAAUUUAAAUGUGCAGACAGUAAACUCCAUUCGUAUAGUAAAGCUAAAAUAAAGAUAAAUAAGUUUUCAAUGAAGGUUUGUUAGUAGAAAAACUCGAUUAUAUAUGACCAAUAUUUACCAUUCUCCUUUCGGAUUCACACAGACUAAAAACUUAGGUAUAUUAUUGUGCCACUCUCAGUGCUAGAAUUUCUUAUCAAGUAACGACGGCAUAUAGUACCCUCCUUAAAUGUCACCUUUUAGUAGGCGAGAUAAGCUUUAUGCAAAUAUAUAUAUGAUGCGACGUAAUAGCAGCAGUUGUAACACAAUCAUUGAUUUAUAAUUUCCUAAUUAAAAUAAACAUUAAUUAAUAAUAAUAUUUGUGGGUAUAUGAGAAAAGUUUUACAUUUCAAAUGCAUGAAUAUUAUAUAUUGUAAUGUAAAUGAAUAUUGUAAAAUUACAAAUACAUUUCCAGUAUUACAAAUAAUUUUUAUUUUUGUACGAAUAAAAUUGCACAUAUAUGGAAUAAUGCCUCUAAUAUAAUUACGUUCAUUUGCACAUAUCAAGUUACGAUUUAUCGUUUUAAUUGUGCGGACAAAAGCGAUGUCCAGAUAAAGCAAAAGUAAACAUUCACUUCUGAAGUACAGAUAAUAUACAAAAUAUUAAAUAAUCGCUAUUCAUAUCGUUACUACUGUUUUCACUUAAAACUUAAUAGAAAAGUUAAUACUAUGGCACCAUAGCAAACUAAUGUGAGGUAAAUGUGUUUUAAUUAAUCGACUGGCUUAAAUAUAAAAUUAAACCUAUAACACUAAUCGCAGUUUUAAUGUGACAAAUAUGUUUUAUAAUUAGGUAUUAUUUAAUUAAAGAAGUAUAAAAAAUUCUGCAAAAGACAAUGUAAAAAAAGUUUCUCAAACAUUUUAACAAAUUACCUAUGAUCACAUAAAAGAUCGUCAGGAAUUAAAAAAAAUAACAUUAAAAUAAUAUUCAAUUAAUUAACAUAACCAAUAUAAUUCAUAAGUUAUGAAACAUUAACACACAGAUUUUGUAAAAUUUACUACCUAUGUGAGGCCGAAAUAUAUGUAUUAUGAGAUACAAUAUUCUUGACACAUCAAUUAGGUACCUACUUUAAAAAAAAUCCAAUCAAGUGGAUUUAUUAUUUUAGAAAAUGACAUUAAUAACAUCUACGAACCCGCUAAAUCACCAUUAGAAUUUCUAUACUGCACUCUUUUGAACACCAAAUAUUUCCAAUUUACCCUAACCACAGUUUCGCUAAAUAAAAAAAUAUAGGUAUAUUUUUUUUUGUAUAACAGUCAUUUGUCAUCAUCUACAUAAUUUGGGAGAAAAUUUAGGCGAUUGGUCAUAACUUCAUUUAAUUCAAUGGUUCCCGACCUUUCCAUUAUUAGCCUUGUGACUUAUUAUGAAAACAGAACGCAAUGUUUAACACGAGAUCCCUCCUGAAAGAUAUCUAUGGACACUUGUGAUCUUAUCUUUUUAUUUCAGCUUGAAGCAUGGUUUAAACCAUAUUCCAUAAUAAGACGGUAUUAUUAUGAACAAAGUUUCUUAAUUAUGGGUUUUAUGUAACCCUUAUAGAAUGACUGAAUUUUGAAAUGUUGAUUAGGAACCACUGAUUUAAUUUAACAUACGCUAGAACAACACUUAUACAAUGUUUUCUCGUUAUAAUCAAAUUACAUGUUUAUCUCGUUAUCUACGCAAUUAUCAAAAUACACAUCUCACAUCUCCGGCCACAGCUCUAAAUAGCCAUACUAUAAUAAAACCUUAGCAGUGGUGUAUGUUACGUGAGGACAGUAUAUGAGUAAAUAAUUAUGGGCGGUUAUCUUAUUUGCUGAUUUGCGAGAUUCCUCGGUAUAGAACUUUAUCACGACAUUUAAAUAAUUUUUUUUUUAAUAUUCAUUAGAUCGUUUUAUAAGUUUACAUUUGAGUAGCCUCCCUCGUAACAUUAAUGUAUUUUUACCCAGAACUGGGUCCUACAAAACAAAUAGAUGUAUAUGAAUCCGUUUUUGAAACGAUGAUUUUUCUUUGGUUAAUUAUAUUUUAUAUCAAUGGAAACCUAUCUAUUUAUUUUGUAGAAAAGCCCAGUAGAUGGCCUUUAAAGAGCACACCACUACUCUAAGGGUAAGCUCACCAGCCAGUCUAACCGACUAAUUAACAAAUAAUAUAUUUCAUGUAUACCUAGCUCAACCUACAUACGAAUAUUGCCCACUAAUUGUACUUUUAUACUUUAUUCGUCAUAUAAUUUUAUUGAACUUCUACAGUGUAGCUAAAUAAUCGUAUGACCUCAACGAAUUUCAAUAUAAUUAUAGAUCAGUAAUAUUGGUUGUAUACGGUGAUUCAUUGAUACGUGUCAGUAGGUUUUAAUAAAAUCGAGAUACCUCUGCUUGGUUUUGUUUGUUUUUCAAUAAAAAUGAGUUUUACCACAUCAAAAAUCUUAGUUUUCCCAAAUUUUUACUACAAAAGCA
Messenger RNA from Diatraea saccharalis (sugarcane borer), 5752 nucleotides. The record is from the annotation of a GenBank genome assembly. NCBI's taxonomy places the organism in Eukaryota, Metazoa, Arthropoda, Insecta, Lepidoptera, Crambidae.